Molecule: messenger RNA, 1377 nt
Organism: Aspergillus alliaceus
Lineage: Eukaryota; Fungi; Ascomycota; Eurotiomycetes; Eurotiales; Aspergillaceae
Exons: 3
Coding region: 89-1270 (393 amino acids)
Biological process (GO): DNA-templated transcription; regulation of transcription by RNA polymerase II
Cellular component (GO): chromatin
Molecular function (GO): zinc ion binding; DNA-binding transcription factor activity, RNA polymerase II-specific; RNA polymerase II cis-regulatory region sequence-specific DNA binding
Source: RefSeq, a predicted model, not a curated record
GCAACCGAUCCUGAGGAAAGAUUCUACUGACAGCGGAUGCUCUCCUCCAGGUCUCUACUAUAUUACAAGUAUCUAUCACACUAAAAGGAUGUGCCCAAAGGCAUUCGUAUGUCGUUUUCUACGCUGCAACGCGAGUUAUCAGCGGAAGGAGCACCUUCGUCGCCAUGAGGCGCAACAUUACCGCCACCAGCUUUUCCAAUGUCUAACUUGUAAUCGAGAAUUUGGCCGAAGUGACACACUCCGGCGACAUAUGCAAAAGGUACAUGGAGUAAAGGAGCCUGCACCUCUCACAAAAUAUGCAUGUACACACUGUCGAGAGCAAAAGUCUCGGUGCCAAGGAGGGCCACCAUGCAGCAAUUGCCUGCGCCGCGGAAUUCAAUGUUCUCGGAGCCAACAGGCUGAAGUACAACAAAGUGGCUAUCUCAGUUGCCCGACAGACACACUAUUAACAGCGUCGCAUGAUAGUCCCACCCAACCCAAAAUAAGUCGCUCUGAAAGGGAUAGACAUUUUCUUGGUCUGUAUUUUAAGUUAUUUCACCCUUACUGGCCAUUCAUUCACCAGGGGUCGUUCCGCGAGUAUGAUGAGACACCCUUACUUGUCCAGUCGAUGAUUGUCAUCGGUUUGUGGGUGAGUAAUGAACAGAACGCACAGUCAAAAGCAAUUGACCUCCACAAUGUCCUGAGCUCGGCUAUACAGAAACAGAAAGAGCUAUGGGAUGCUUCGAUCUCGGAGGACGCAUGCAGUUCCUGUUCCUGGCCUAUCCCAACAUACCAGGCUAUCUUGCUCCAUAUAAUUUUUGCUGUCUUAUAUAAAGGCGGUGGAGCGCUUAGUCUGGGUCUGAAGCCUUGUAUUACUCCUGCUGAUACUGAUCUGCUUAACAGGCUUGUUGCAAGUUGCAAAAAGCUAGGCAUGCUAUACUAUCCAAACAUGCUUUCCCGAUAUGGCCAGGAUGAUCUUGCUGCAUAUGUCUGGGUAAGCAUUGAGGAAGUUAAACGGUUCAACCUGGCUCUAUAUAAAGUUUGCAGGGCUUUCAGCAAACAGGAGAAUAGUGUAGACAACUUGGAUAUAGCAGGAGCGGGAAGCAGGGGGCUCCGUGCACGCGACUUACGAUUUCCAUUGCCAAGGAACACUCCAUUGUGGAACGCUGUAAGCAAAGCAGAAUGGGUAUCGGCGGCUACAGAGGAUGUGUACCGCCAUAGCUUACAUGACACUUUGGAAGCGGAAUGGAUCUCAAAGUCAGCGAAAGUCUUGGAACUAAUUGAGACAUAACAUCUUUUUGGGUGGUUUGAUUUCCAACUGGGCGUUACUACGAUCGGAAACACCCCAUCAAGCUUGUCUUAAUAAUUACAUAUAGUUUCCAAGUCAUGCGACUUCAC